AUGCGUUCGAAAUUCAAAGACGAGCACCCUCUCGAGAAGCGCAAGGCCGAAGCCGAGCGUAUCCGCCAGAAGUACUCUGAUCGCAUACCGGUCAUCUGCGAGAAGGUCGAGAAGAGCGACAUUGCGACCAUCGACAAGAGAAAGUACCUUGUCCCUGCGGAUCUGACCGUCGGCCAGUUUGUCUACGUUAUCCGCAAGCGCAUCCGUCUCGCCGCCGAGAAGGCUAUCUUCAUCUACGUCGACGAGGUCUUGCCUCCUACCGCGGCCCUCAUGAGCUCUAUCUACGAGGAGCACAAGGACGAGGAUGGCUUUUUGUAUAUUUCAUACUCUGGCGAGAACACGUUCGGGUUCGACGAGAGCUUUUGA
Molecule: messenger RNA, 366 nt
Organism: Myxozyma melibiosi
Lineage: Eukaryota; Fungi; Ascomycota; Lipomycetes; Lipomycetales; Lipomycetaceae
Product: putative autophagy-related protein 8
Exons: 4
Coding region: 1-366 (121 amino acids)
Biological process (GO): macroautophagy; cellular response to nitrogen starvation
Cellular component (GO): fungal-type vacuole membrane; autophagosome; cytosol
Molecular function (GO): phosphatidylethanolamine binding
Source: RefSeq, a predicted model, not a curated record